GAGCACGACUUAUCCUCAAGUAGUGAUCGUAAACUCAAGACGAACCGACGAAUUCAUCGUUCCAUGUGCUACCCUUCUUGUAGCAUUCUACAAACUAACAAAAGGAUUGUUGUUUGUGAAGUAUAUGAUCCCGUGUGCACGUCGUACAAAAAACACGUUUAUAGUUUUUAUCAUAAAAAUUAAGUAUUUUAGAAAUUUUAUAGUAAUUUUGAGACCACGGUGCGUAAAAUCUCCAAGGUUUCAAUGAGUCCAUCAGUCGUUUGGAACUCCCAGUAUGUUCCCCGCGCCUCCCUCGUCGCUAACCGUCCCGAAGAUCGAGAUCGACUUUGACACGCCGCACCGGGAGCGAUUCUUGCGGGAUGAGUAUCCGCAGGGUCGCGGUGGAGGUAGCGGUGGCCCUAAUCGGUACACCAUCCUUGGCCGGGGCAGCUACGGGGUGGUCAUCAAGGCACGCUACAAAGCCCGACCGGUGGCGGUCAAGAUCUUGGAGAAGCACAAGAAGCACCAGUGUCGGUACGAUUCGCUGCGGAACGAGUCCAACGUGCUGAACUUGAAGCAUGAGAAUAUUGUGCGGGUGUUGAAGAUCAUUUCCGGGGCGCAGUACGGGCUGGUGAUCAUGGAACGCUUCGACGGACACUGUCUGCAGACGGUGCUGAAUCAGAACGUCGAGAUAUCCGUGUAUCAUCGGUUGAUGAUCUUGUGUGACAUCAUCAACGGGUUGUGCUUCUGCCAUCGUAACCACAUCGUCCAUCUGGAUGUGAAGCCUCAAAAUGUCGUGGUCUGUCUGGUGGUUCCGGGAUAUCCCGACUCCAGCUGCAGCCACGUGCGAAACUACCUCUGCAAGCUGUGUGAUUUCGGUUCCUCACUGACCCUUAACACGAUCAACAUCAACGAAAAGUCCAGCAACCGGGGAACCAUUCGGUACAUGGCUCCGGAACAGCUACGUGGAACCGCUGGUGUCACCGAAACAGCAGACAUUUACUCCUUCGGGAUCACAAUGUGGCAACUGUCGGAGGGCAAAGAUCCGUACGACUCGAUCGUGUCCAACGAAGCCGUUGCGUACAACGUGGUCAAGAAGAAACUCCGUCCGGAUAGUGUCACAACGGUGGCGAUUCUGCGCUCCGAACCGGUUCCCAUCCCCAAAACUAACCUCCAGCCACCACCCCAAGCCUUCCGGGCACGCAAAAACAGCGACAACUCGCUGGAGAUCGCUCAGUCCUACUUCAGAACCAGCUCGCAAAGAAGCUUCCACAGCAGCAUCCGGAUGUGUUCGAACAUUUCCGGACAGUUGCCACCGAACGUGGAGUGUGCCGCCGCUGCCAUGAGCGAUGUCCUCAAGCAGCAGGGCAUUGAUCUGGUGGAACCGCCCAGUUCCUUCGGGACAUCUUCCGCAAAGGAAAACCUCGAUCCGGAUGAGCUGAGCAUCGCCACGCUCGGUGCCAUCUUCCGUCAAAGCGUGGAUGUGAGUUCGAUCGAGCUGAAUCAUCUCCGGCAGGAUUAUCGCUGUUUGUAUCGCAAGUGCUGGCAGCACGAGGCCACCAUGCGUCCUUCCUCCGGGGAUGUCCGAGUCACGCUGCACGACAUGCUUGAGCGGAUUGCUUGUUGUAAAUAGUUUUGUAUAGGUUUUUUUUUCUGUUUGUCACGUCUCUAGCACUUAAGUUUUAUCUUUUCGUGCCGCAGAUUGCAAGUCUGCAUCAUAUUUUAUCGUAUUUUGUUAAAUUGUGUUUAGAUUUAGUGUUUCCUAUUCUAGGAAUUUUAAGGUGUUUUGUAAAAUAAUCCAAAUUAUUUUAUGCGUCCACGAAUCACGGUGGUCAAAUAAAAUAUUGUGUUCGUUUGUUAGCCACCAUUUGUUGGCAACAACUUCUGGAAAAAUAAAUAUCUGGAAUUAGAAAAACACGUGAUUUGUUAUUUAUUUAUGUUGAAUCACCCCUAAUAAACUACUCUAAAGUUAAGAAUUACAAAACCAAUAAACCCAAGAUGGCGGCCAAAUUCGAGAAAAUACAUUUCUAGUCUUGUUUCCCAAAAUUGCUUCGUGGGAUGAAAACACUCGCGCUCUUAUUUCGAUUAAUUUCCGAAAUCUGGAAAAAAUAAUAGCAAAAGAUGGAAAAAAUAAUUUUGGGAGCAAUUUGGGUAAUAUGUAAAUAGUUUUUUAAUGAAGUACUCUAAGCUAACUAUUGUUUGAUGCUCAAACUAGUAUCCGGGCCAUAUAUUGCUGUAUUUUCAUGAACAAAGAAAAGAUUUUUAUUCGAUGGACUUUGUUCCUCCAGCUUAGGUUUUUGUGUAAUUUCAAUGAAAGCUGAAAAUGUGGUGAAAUUCAAUCUGAAACUUUUUAUUUUUAGAUUAACUUUUUUUGAAAUAUGUAUUUAGGUGUCUCAAGGUUUUUCCACAAGAAAUUUGAUAAAUAUGUAAAUUUAUCAGAAUUACAGAAGAAAUUUGAUAAAUAUGUAAAUAAAUCCUUUGAUUUUAAACGAUUUUUCUGAAGUAAAAUCGAAUAAGUUAUAAAAUAAAAAUAUAUACAGUACUUGUUCGGUAACUGGGCUGAGCAAGUAGCCCAGCCAACGAAUGUUGCUCACUAAGUGAGUGGAGCAAAAAAUACGAGGGACUACCGAUGCAUAAUAUCUGGAGCAACACGAGAAAUUCGCCCUUUUGACAGUUUGAACUAUUUUGCUAAUUCCCGAGCUUUAGGAAACUUGUUCACAAACCUCGCAGUGUCCUCCCCAGCUAUCUCUCAACACUUCUAGGUUUGUUAAAUAGUUACUUGUUGUCUCGGAACUUUCAAAAUAAUUGCAGCUGUCAAAAUGCGUAUGCACCCUUUUCAAAUGUAGCUCCAGACAUUUUCCUGAUGAAAUAUGAGAAUAAAAGUUACUAAAAUUAUUUACCAAUGCUUACUUUUCAAAUUUCUUUAAUUGUGACUAAAUAAAAGUUUGACUUAUCUAUUGAACAUGCAUGAUCCAGGAAAAAUCCUCGCUCUAUACAAAAAUACUACAAAAUUAUUACAAAAAUUUAUAUGGAGAAAUGCCACGCAAUUUAGAGGGGGCUAACAAAUUCAAAUUUGAGGGCCACGUGGUUUAUGCACGACCCCUACAAUUUUGUUUUAUCUUAAUGAUUUCACGAUUUAAAAAAAAAACUCGGAAACUGUCGAAGGUGAGCUUCUUGCCUAGUUUGCAACGACAAUUUCGCGCAAUAAAAUACCACCUUCAGGGAUUUCCAGCGUAAAGAAAGUCUUGUUCAUAAUUCAUCAGCAAUUUAUUCUAUUGUCUUAACGAUUGAUCUUAACAAGCAUUCAGCUAACUACAAUCUAUGAAACAUUUAACCGGUCAAAUAAAAAAAAUCAUUCUACUACUCUACUACUUAAUCUAUUCGAAGAACCGAAAAGAAAGGUAUUUCCUUAGCCUCUUUCUCCGCCGCGAUUGCUUCUUUUGUUCUUUGCUUCUCUCCUAGCAGGCAUUUUUAUGUAAUUCUCUAUCCCAAGGUUCUCCAACUACUUCACGGCCCCCCCGGUUUUGAGUUCCACAAGCUUUGACUAGAAAUGAUCGAACCUUCUUACUAUAAUAGAAAUAGUAGUAAUCGAUAUCAUUAGCGUAAGUGUGUGUGUGUUUUUGUGAUUGUUGUUCGUGAAGGUGAGAAAAAUGCAUCGGAACUUUCCUGGUUUAGCUUUGAAAGUUGUCUAGUUCUCUCUCAAUACGUUAGUUCAGUUUGUCAAUUGUCCGGUGUGGUGAG
Culex pipiens pallens (northern house mosquito) is the source of this 3720-nucleotide messenger RNA. RefSeq names its product mitogen-activated protein kinase kinase kinase 6 (gene Mos). NCBI's taxonomy places the organism in Eukaryota, Metazoa, Arthropoda, Insecta, Diptera, Culicidae. Gene Ontology annotation, biological process: protein phosphorylation. Gene Ontology annotation, molecular function: ATP binding; protein kinase activity. The transcript has 3 exons. The coding region runs from base 275 to 1612 and encodes 445 amino acids. The record is from RefSeq and is a predicted model, not a curated record.